AUGACACAUCAUCUCUUCACCGAUCCAUUUGGCAUUCGUACAUUCAAGUCGGCGCCAACGCCACCUCCGGAACCGAAUCCACCUAAACAAGAAGCGCCGCCCAUGCAACCACAAUAUGGAUGUUACUAUGCUGCCGUUCCUUCCACUCCAAUGAUCAUGGUCUACUAUCCGCAGCCAGUGAUGAUGUCCUCGACACAAGUGCAAGCUCCUCCUCAAAAUCCCAAGACGUAA
This is a messenger RNA of Lichtheimia ornata, 231 nucleotides long. RefSeq lists its product as uncharacterized. The record is from RefSeq and is a predicted model, not a curated record. Bases 1 to 231 code for a protein of 76 amino acids. Lineage: Eukaryota; Fungi; Mucoromycota; Mucoromycetes; Mucorales; Lichtheimiaceae. The transcript has a single exon.